CAUAGCAAUGUUCCAUUUUGGUAUCCCGGCUCUUCUUUUUUGUAUAUGGUCCUCCAAAUAUCUUUCCCAUCAUCCUUGCACUUUUUGGGCUUUCUUUGUUUUCUUGCUACCUCUCUCUCCCUCUCUCUCUUCUCUAUUCUAUUAUAUCCUUCUUUUCAGUCAUUCAUGCCUUUUGGUUUUGUCUAAACCCUACUCAAGACUCAGGAGAAAAUGUAUCACAACCAUCACCUCGGUCCAUGUUUGCUUUGCAACCCUCGCAGCUACAUAAGAAUGGUCCAACAUCUUAUAGAGAGAUGCUUGCUACUUCACAUGAGUUGUGACCAGUGCAUAAAGGCGCUAGCAGAGCAUGCAAGCAUUAGGCCAAUUGUCACACUUACAGUGUGGAGAGAGCUACAAAAGGAGAAUAGGCACUUCUUUCAAGCUUAUUUCCAUUCUAUCUCUCCCAGGCCUUUAAUGGGUAGUUAUAUUCAAAGGGGGCCAAGAUUUGCAAGAAGGAAACAGUACUGAAGUGAAUUGAAACAUACAUAUAUAUGUUAAAGCUACUUAAUUAGAACUCAAAAACUAGGUAUGAUUUUGAAUAUCCUAGAUUGUAAUUACAGCCGCUAAAAUAAGGUUCCAUGGUUAAAGCGGAUAAAAUCCCACUAAGGUAGGAAAUAUUUUUGAUAUUUUUGUUCACCACUUUAACUCAAGGUGUGUCCUCACUACUCUUCUUCUUAACACUUGACAUGUGUUCAUGGACAUAAUCAUAGUUAACUCUUUACUUUGUAUUUGUGGAACCAUGGUUAUUCCCAUGGACACUUGUCAAGUGUUGAGAAAGGUGGUGAUGAUACACCUUGGAUUAAAGUGGUGAUAAAAAAUGCUCCCACUCACUUGUGUCUCAAGAACAUGAUUGAAGUUUAUUAUCUACC
Messenger RNA from Prunus avium (sweet cherry), 908 nucleotides. RefSeq lists its product as uncharacterized. Lineage: Eukaryota; Viridiplantae; Streptophyta; Magnoliopsida; Rosales; Rosaceae. The record is from RefSeq and is a predicted model, not a curated record.